Messenger RNA from Gastrolobium bilobum, 1330 nucleotides. RefSeq lists its product as uncharacterized. NCBI's taxonomy places the organism in Eukaryota, Viridiplantae, Streptophyta, Magnoliopsida, Fabales, Fabaceae. The record is from RefSeq and is a predicted model, not a curated record. The transcript is spliced from 2 exons. The coding region runs from base 51 to 1250 and encodes 399 amino acids.
CACGCCAUUUACCAGAUUUUGUUUCAAGCAGCAACAUCUUGAAUUUCAAAAUGCCGAAAAUUAGAAGAGUGCAGUCCCCAUCUAUUGAUUGCAGUAGAUCAUAUCCUUAUCCUUCCAGCUCCCAAAAUGUUGAACGGCAUAAACCUAUGAAUUUAUUGGGAUCAGUUGAUGAAAUGAAAGAAUGGGAGGACGCCAGGUGUCCUAUUUGCAUGGAACCCCCUCAUAAUGCUGUUCUUCUGAAAUGUUCUUCCCAUGAGAUAGGUUGCCGUUCUUAUAUGUGCAAUACCAGUUACCGGCACUCCAACUGCCUUGACCAGUUUUGUAAGUCAUUUGCUUCUCAUCUCUCAUCAGCAGUACUGCAAGAAAUUCCUCUCACAAGCACAAGCUCCAGUAGUAGGGAAUUUCAGUCAGAGCCCCGGUACCCCUCUGAAUGUGGGAGCCAGCGGCAACCAAAGCUCAUCUGCCCUCUUUGCCGAGGAGAAAUAUAUGGAUAUAUGGUUUUGGAGCCUGCUCGUAGCUAUAUGAAUUCUAAAUCAAGGAAUUGCUCUUCUGAGACGUGUGAAUUCCAGGGGACAUAUCCAGAACUCAGGAAGCAUGCUAGGUCUGAGCAUCCUUAUGUUCGACCGUCAGAGGUGGAUCCCUCACGACGGUCUGAUUGGUUAAGGAUGGAACAGGAAAGGGACUUAGAAGAUCUUGUUAGCUCUAUCCAUGCAAGAUCUGGUUCAGAAUACAAUAGAGACAUCAUUUUGGCUGGGGGUCUUGCUGGCUUGAUGUCCUUGUUCUUGUUUGAAAUCUUUUCCUCUAUUCAAGAUGUUAACCGGAUGGCUACUUUGUCCUUUAAUUCAAGGCAUAGAGUGCCCUUACAUGACUUAAGGUCUGGAACAAUGCAGUGGGUAUCAAAUGAUACACAGACAAAUCAAUCAGCUAGAUGGAGAUCCAAUUUACCUUCAGCUCAUCAAACGGAGAGAAGUAGUGGAGGUAGAAGGGGAAAUAAUUUAUCAUCAUCCCUUGAUCUGGAGGCUAAUCGUACAGCUAGAUGGAGAACAAAUUUAUCAUCUUCAAGAAUCCCUCGUGAUGUUCAUCAGUAUUAUACAGAGAUCAGAACUUCUUCAACAAGGGCCUCACAAGUUACUCAGACUAAUUCUCAGAGCAACAUUCCUUCAUCUGGAAGAAUUCCCGGUCAUCAAUUACGCUGGCGUGAUCAAAGGUGGUCAACACACUAUAAUCAGGAUGGCAAUAGAUUUUUGUGAUGGACAAAAUAGUCUGUGUCAUGUAACUACAAAAGCUUACUUCUGCUAUGUACUAUUGAGAUUCUUCAAUUAUCAUUUCA